Molecule: messenger RNA, 586 nt
Organism: Saprolegnia parasitica CBS 223.65
Lineage: Eukaryota; Oomycota; Saprolegniomycetes; Saprolegniales; Saprolegniaceae
Exons: 3
Coding region: 26-586 (186 amino acids)
Source: RefSeq, a predicted model, not a curated record
GUUCAAAUCUGGCAGCAGCAUCGUCAUGCGACCGAGUCUGCUACUCCUUGCUGCAUGGUCCGUCACCGACGUCCGUGGCUUCCUCGUGCCGCUGCCCGCCACCGCGUCUCCGUGGACGCCCCCGUCAGCGUUGCAGCCCUGCGCGACGCGCGGCUCACUGACGAUUCAAUACGGCGACUUGGUCGUUGGUCGCGAUGCAGAAAAUACUUAUGUGCCCAAGCGACUGGCCGAAGACGCGCCAGAAUAUACCAUCACGGGCGAUGGCUGGUUCAGCGUCAUGAUGGUCGAUAUGGAUGCGCCGAGCCCGGCUAACGCGUCCCAUGCACCGUUUCUGCACUAUCUUGUCGCCAACGUCGCCGCGGCUCACGAGACACCAACGAUUGUCACGUCGUACUUCCCCGUUCUGCCGCCGACGGGAACCCACCGCUAUGUAACGCUCUUGCUCCAGCAGCGGCACUACGCGGCGCAUGCCGAGCUCAGCUUUUACCUCGAGUCGUCGCACCGGAGCAACUUUGACAUGGUCGGCUACGCCGCGCAACACCAUUUGUGUGUGGCCGACACCCGCCUCUUCACGUCAUCGCCAUAA